Molecule: messenger RNA, 495 nt
Organism: Pocillopora verrucosa
Lineage: Eukaryota; Metazoa; Cnidaria; Anthozoa; Scleractinia; Pocilloporidae
Source: RefSeq, a predicted model, not a curated record
AUGUCUACACAAGCUUUGUGCUUUUUCAAAAAGCAGACAUGGCAAUGUGAAGUAUUAUAUUAUACUUGUGUUGAGGAAAUCUGUGAUGGAAAAGUGGAGUUUGAUGGCUCAGAGCUCACUUUGUUAAACAUGGGUUCCUACAUUGUUUCUUAUGAGGUCUUGAGGGAUUUCAUGUUUCAUUUUCUUAAGGGGAGGUGCACUCUAUUUACAUACUACAGUGUCUGGCAAGAGAUCAUGGCUGAUGCAGAUGUAUUGGACUUCAGGAGGUUGCUAUCAUACCACCACUGGUGUUUUGCUUGGUACAGUUUCCUGGACCUUCUUGACAUAAACUAUGAAGAAGGUUUUUGUUGUGCCAUCUGUGGCAAAGAUAACAGUCUGGACACUGUCAUUUGUGAUGCUACAGCACUAUCUUUCAGACAAGAGCUUUCUACUUCACUGAAGUCUAGUUAUUCAUCACUGAGUCCAUCCACUGAACCACGAGAAACAGGAAGAUAA